Messenger RNA from Aureococcus anophagefferens, 1338 nucleotides. RefSeq lists its product as hypothetical. Gene Ontology annotation, cellular component: COPII-coated ER to Golgi transport vesicle; endoplasmic reticulum. The annotation marks the transcript as partial. Lineage: Eukaryota; Pelagophyceae; Pelagomonadales; Pelagomonadaceae. The transcript has a single exon. The record is from RefSeq and is a predicted model, not a curated record.
GCCAUGGACUUUUACCGCAAGGUGCCCGACGAGCUCAAGGAGGCGUCGCGGACGGGCGGGCUCCUGUCGCUCUGCGCCUGCGGCGUCGUCGCCCUCACGCUCGUCACGGAGAUCGGCGCCUUCCUGCGCACGGAGGUGCGCACGAAGAUCGACGUCGACACGUUCGCCGGGUCGCAGCUCCGCGUGAACUUCAACCUGUCGUUCCCGCACCUGCACUGCGACUACGCGUCCGUGGACCUCUGGGACAAGAUCGGGCGGAACCAGGCGAACGUGACCCAGAACAUCGAGAAGUGGCAGCUCGACGAGGACGGCGUGAAGCGCAUGUACCAGGGGCGGAACCGCCGCGCGUUCGACAUCGACCACGACGUGCACCACCCGCCCAUCGAGGAGAUGCACGCGAACGGCGUCCACGUCUGGCACGUGAACGCCGACGAGUGGGAGGGGCUCCACGAGCACCACGAGUACGUCUUCGUCGACUUCUACGCGCCGUGGUGCCUCUACUGCCAGUCGCUCCGGUCGACGUGGGAGGCGCUCGCCGAGGAGCUCGAGAAGCGCGACCUCGGCGUGGCCGUCGCCGCCGUGGACUGCGUCGACAACGAGGCGUUCUGCCACGACAUGAAGGUCCAGACGUUCCCGACGCUCCGCUUCUACCACCACGGCGAGCAGGUCAACGAGGGCGAGUACCGCUUCGACCGCACGGUCGCCGCGCUGACGGACUUCGUGACGCGCAAGCUCGAGUCGGAGAACAUCUACCGCCAGUACCCGGAGGCGCGCGUCGCGCACGCGGCGAACUGGAACACGGACCACCCGGGCUGCCUCGUGUCGGGCUUCCUCCUCGUGAACCGCGUGCCGGGCAAUUUCCACGUCAUGGCCCACAGCAGGCACCACAGCCUCAACACGCUGCGGACGAACCUGAGCCACACGGUGCACCACCUCAGCUUCGGCGUGCCCCUCACGGACGCGCAGCACCGCAAGCUCGCGACCAUCGACGUGCGCCACGCGCGCACGGACACGCUCGACGGCGAGGACUACUACCACGACGACUACCACUACGCCUACCAGCACUUCGUCCACAUCGUGCCCACGAAGUACAACCUCGGCGUCUUCUGGCGCGACCGCUUCGCGGCCUUCCAGACGCUCCACAGCCACCACCUCCUCAAGUACGCCGAGCACGUCCCGCCGGAGGCGCGCUUCUCCUACGACAUCUCGCCCAUGGCCGUCGUCGUCGACACGGUCCGCGUCAAGUGGUACGACUUCCUCACGUCCCUCCUCGCGAUCGUCGGCGGCACCUUCGCCCUCUUCAAGCUGGCCAACGACACCGCGGCGCGGCUCUUCUAG